CUUGCGCUCUCAGGAGUGUCAAUCAGUGCAGUGUCAAUCAGAGCGGCGGCUUCCCUUUCAUCUUCACCCUCCUAGAGGGAGAGUUACAUUUCAGACACAUACAGAGAGGCACGCCAGUUCUGAAGUCAGUCUGCAACCAGCAUUGAUACAGAAAAACAGAAACUACCGUGUUCUUUCUUUUCUUAAUUCGACAUGUAAGCUUUUAGUACAAGUAAGGAUACAUUGUAAAAUAAUACAAAAUAUAAAUUGGGGCUUGUUUUACUCUUUCUAAAUUCAGAGUGGGGAAGAAGGAACACAAGAGUUGGGCACACGAGAUACAAAUAUACAAAUUCAGCAGGUCACACGUUUUCUUUUUUCUUUUUUUGUUUGUUUUUUCACCGCUAUGAUAUUAAAAAGAACCUGCUGGAUCAGAAAAAAAUAAGAAUUUUAUUUCUGGAGCACCGAAGAGGACAUUAAUUUUUGUUUGGUUUUUAAAUAAUUGAAUCACAACUGUACAGGGGAAGUUCGGCGUUCAUUUUUCCACAACUACCGAUUCAUGACGUUUUACUCGUAUAUGAGGCACUCACAGGAGUUUUUAUUAGGAUUUUAAAAUCCUCAUAACUGAAGAGGAGUAAAAGAAGCAAAGUGACAUACUGUUUAAGACUGGUAGGAAAGACAUCGAUAUACAGCGAUUUUAUCUACAGCAGUAUUGGGACUUUCUAUUUCCAACCGUUCAAAUAAUUCGUAAUAGUUGUAAAGUACGUCAAAACACAAAGAACUACUGCAUGCUUGAACAGAACCGGCGUGUUUGUAGAGGGAAAUAUACACGCAUAUUUGAGGUUACUAAUCUAUACAAAGGACUGUGUGGAUAGGGUUUUUUUGGACUCUUCCGGUUUCGUUUUGGAAUUGAGGUACCAAUAUUUUUUUUUUCAAAAGGGUGGUUAGAUUUAUUUGAACUAAAAAUGCCACAAUUAGCUGGAGGAGGCGGCGGUGGAGGGGAUCCAGAGCUCUGUGCAAAUGAUGAAAUGAUCCCCUUCAAAGACGAGGGGGACCCCCAAAAAGAGAAAAUCUUUGCAGAAAUCAGUCACUCCGAGGAAGAGGGAGAUUUGGCUGAUAUUAAAUCAUCUCUGGUAAAUGAGUCCGAGAUAAACCCAAACAGCAACAACCAUGAGGCAGCUAGACAAGUACUGCAGGAUUCAUACCAUGAAAAACACAGAGAACAUUGUGAUGAUGGAAAGCAUCAGGACAGCUUAUACAACAAAGGACAUCCUUACCCAGGCUAUCCCGGUUACAUCAUGAUGUCAAACAUGAACAAUGACUCUUACAUGCCCAACGGCGCUCUGUCUCCUUCGAUGGUCAGAACGUCAAACAAGGUACCGGUGGUCCAGCCGUCGCAUGCAGUUCACCCGCUUACUCCCCUGAUCACCUACAGCGAUGAGCACUUUGCACCCGGGCCUCACUCGGGACAUCACCCUCAAGAAGUCAACUCCAAACAAGGCAUACACAGACAUCAUCCUGGUCCUGACAUGGCCAAUUUCUAUUCACUGUCACCUGGUGGAGUUGGACAGAUUACCCCACCUCUUGGGUGGCAAGGUCAGCCUAUGUAUCCAAUCUCAAGUGGUUUCAGACAACAGUACCCCUCCACUCUCCCAAGCGACACCCCCAUGUCCAGGUUUUCACAUCACAUGGUGCCAGGUCCUCCAGGGCCCCAUGCAACUGGAAUUCCUCACCCUGCCAUUGUGAACCCUCAAGUCAAGCACGAACACCCACACGACAACGAACUAAUGCACAUGAAACCUCAACAUGAACAGAGAAAAGAGCAAGAGCCCAAAAGACCUCACAUCAAGAAGCCUCUAAAUGCUUUUAUGUUGUACAUGAAAGAAAUGAGGGCAAAUGUAGUAGCGGAGUGUACUCUGAAAGAAAGUGCAGCCAUCAAUCAGAUCCUGGGGAGGAGGUGGCAUGCGCUAUCUCGGGAAGAGCAAGCUAAAUAUUAUGAAUUGGCCCGGAAGGAAAGGCAGCUUCACAUGCAGCUUUACCCAGGCUGGUCUGCAAGAGACAAUUAUGGAAAGAAGAAGAAGAGGAAGAGAGAGAAGAUCCAGGAAACCACAUCAGGAGGAAAAAGAAAUGCAUUCUCCAUGUGCAAAUCGAAGACAGCAGCUCUGGCUCCCCUUUUUAGAGAUGGAAGCCUAUUUGAUUCAACUGCACAGUCGCCCCCAAAGGAAAUCCAUGCUUGACUUUGUUUGCACCCUGCAGUCACUGCUUUAGAGACACUGAACUGUUAAGACAAUCACUGUCUGAACCACCCCCUUUCCUCAACCUUCACUGUCACCGAUCCUCACUGUCACUGAUGAAUAAGCACACACCAGGUUUCUCCAAUUAUUGCCCGUGGGUUCUCCACUACCUUUUACAACGUUAAUACCUACCCUUACUUUGCCACACACACCCACAAACCCCUCCCCCACCUGCACACUUGACAUUGCUGUCCUUGCUAGACAAAGAAACCAACCCAUGUUGGCUUCACACCCGGCACAGACUACACUGCCAUGCAACACGUAAGGGGAUAUGAGUUGUUAAGGAAAACCUCUUAUUUUAAAGAAGAAAAAAAUGGUGCAAAAGGAUCAAUAUUGAUUUUUAGCUCUUUUUAUCAAUUUAAGUUGAAUGCUUUUAUAUUUCUUUUUUUUUUUUUUUAGUUAAAUCAUGUUGUAUAUUUUUUAGUGGCUUUUUUUUGUUUUGUUUUGUUUUUACUAUGAUAUUUGUCUUAUUUUUAUUUUUUUAUAAAAAUAAAUAAGCUUUGGAGACAAGAAGGCCCAACAUUUUUCUGCUUGAGUGUUUCACAGGAAAAUGAGAGGAUUUGAUAACUAUUUGUAACAAAUAGUGACCUCUCAGUUUUUGUAAAGUGUACAACAGAGCUCAGUAUGUGUACUUUUUUAAAUUAAAGUUGUCGGGAGAUGCAAGUUGCUGGUAUUUUUGCAGGUGAUUUCAUAAAAACAUGCUGCAUAGUUACAUAAGACAUUUCUUUUUUUUACCACAAACAAAUUGAAAAACACACCCCAGCACUUGGCAAGCUUUGCUUUCUUAUUGUAACGUAUUUCUCUUAUGUUUCUGAUAGCUUCUAGUGUCGUUUGCCAUUUCUACUCAAUGCAAGCAUUCCUGUACCAUUUUAUCUUUUUUUUUUUUUUUUUUUUGUAUUUAAUGAUACAAACUUUUGGUUUUGAAACACUGUCAACAUGAUGCAGCUGUUUGUGUCACAUUUUAACAUUUUAAAUGUGCUGAAUGUAAAUGUUUCUCUUUUUUUAAAAAUGAAAAUUCAAUAAAAAAGCCACAUUGACUGA
Messenger RNA from Acipenser ruthenus (sterlet), 3311 nucleotides. It is a transcript of the gene lef1, whose product is annotated as lymphoid enhancer-binding factor 1. The record is from RefSeq and is a predicted model, not a curated record. Gene Ontology annotation, molecular function: DNA-binding transcription factor activity, RNA polymerase II-specific; RNA polymerase II cis-regulatory region sequence-specific DNA binding. Bases 942 to 2213 code for a protein of 423 amino acids. Gene Ontology annotation, cellular component: beta-catenin-TCF complex. Gene Ontology annotation, biological process: regulation of transcription by RNA polymerase II; canonical Wnt signaling pathway. NCBI's taxonomy places the organism in Eukaryota, Metazoa, Chordata, Actinopteri, Acipenseriformes, Acipenseridae. The transcript has 11 exons.